Messenger RNA from Sardina pilchardus (European sardine), 3528 nucleotides. It is a transcript of the gene capn1a, whose product is annotated as calpain 1, (mu/I) large subunit a. The transcript is spliced from 22 exons. Gene Ontology annotation, molecular function: calcium ion binding; calcium-dependent cysteine-type endopeptidase activity. Lineage: Eukaryota; Metazoa; Chordata; Actinopteri; Clupeiformes; Clupeidae. Gene Ontology annotation, cellular component: cytoplasm. The record is from RefSeq and is a predicted model, not a curated record. Gene Ontology annotation, biological process: proteolysis. Bases 106 to 2217 code for a protein of 703 amino acids.
CUGUCUACACACUUAAAUCCCACCUGCGAUUUAACCGCUAUUUCACAACGACAACCCAAUUCGACGAAGCUAACUGAAAGGUUUCACGGGGACCUUUCAAAGCGCAUGUUCUCCUACGCAGGGAUCUCGGCAAACAUCAGUGCGGACAGACUGAAGGCAGAGGGCAUGGGCUCCAACGACCACGCGCUGCCCUUCCUCAACCAGGACUUCGAGGCCCUGAGGCAGGAGUGUCUGGAGACGGGGUGCCUCUUCGAGGACCCAUGCUUCCCCGCCGAGCCCCCCUCGCUCGGCUUCAAGGAGCUGGCGCCGUACUCCUCCAAGACACGUGACGUGGAGUGGUUAAGGCCAACGGACCUGACAGAUGACCCUCAGUUCAUUCUGGGCGGAGCUACCAGGACGGACAUCUGCCAAGGAGCGCUCGGUGACUGUUGGCUCUUGGCAGCCAUUGCUUCCCUUACUCUCAAUGAGAGACUUCUUCACAGAGUGGUGCCACAUGGCCAGAGCUUCCAGGAGGACUAUGCUGGAAUUUUCCACUUUCAGUUCUGGCAGUUUGGCGAAUGGACGGACGUGGUGAUCGAUGACCAGCUCCCGGCGAAGGACGGCGAGCUCAUGUUCGUCCACUCAGCUGACGGCAAUGAGUUCUGGAGCGCUCUGCUGGAGAAGGCUUACGCCAAGCUGAACGGUUCUUACGAGGCCUUGUCUGGCGGCAGCACCACUGAAGGGUUCGAGGACUUUACCGGGGGCGUGUCCGAGAUGUACGAGCUCAAACGAGCCCCACGGGACCUCUAUCGCAUCAUCAGCAAAGCUCUCGAACGAGGCUCCUUGCUGGGAUGCUCCAUUGAUAUCACAAGUGCCUUCGAUAUGGAAUCCGUGACUUUUAAGAAGUUGGUGAAAGGUCAUGCAUAUUCGCUGACUGGCCUUAAACAGGUGGAUUUCAGAGGUGAUAUGGAGAAGUUGAUCCGGGUCAGGAACCCCUGGGGUCAGGUGGAGUGGACGGGAGCGUGGAGCGACAACUCACCUGAAUGGGAUGAAAUUGAUCCAUCUGAAAGAGAGGACCUCAAUUCACAAAUGGAGGAUGGGGAGUUUUGGAUGUCCUUUAACGAGUUCCUGCGGCAGUUCUCGCGGCUGGAGAUCUGCAACCUGACGCCGGACGCCCUGAGUGGAGACGACAUGAGCCACUGGAACACCAUCAAGUUCCACGGCACGUGGAGGAGGGGGAGCACCGCCGGAGGGUGCCGGAACAACCCCAACACGUUCUGGAUAAACCCCCAGUACAAGAUCACUCUGCUGGAGGAGGAUGAUGACCCGGAGGAUGACGAGGUGGCCUGCAGCUUCCUGGUGGCUCUCAUGCAGAAGGAUCGCCGGCGAUAUCGUAAGCAAGGCCAGGACAUGCACACCAUCGGCUUCGCCAUCUAUGAGGUUCCAGAGGAGUUUGCCGGCUGCCAGAACGUGCACCUGAAGAAGGACUUCUUCCUGACGCACUCGUCGUCGGCGCGCUCGGAGACCUUCAUCAACCUUCGGGAGGUGAGCACGCGCCUGCGGCUGCCGCCUGGCGAGUACCUCAUCGUGCCCUCCACCUUCGAGCCCAGCAAGGAGGCCGACUUUGUGCUGCGGGUGUUCACCGAGAAGCAGUCGGAAACACAGGAGCUGGAUGACUUGAUUUCUGCCGAUCUGGAGGAUGAGGAAAUCACAGAAGAUGACAUUGAUGAUGGCUUCAAGUCAAUGUUUGCUCAACUAGCAGGGGAGGAUAUGGAAAUAUCUGUUCGUGAGCUACGGACCAUUCUUAACAGAGUGGUGUCAAAACAUGGGGACCUUAAGACUGAUGGCUUCAGUGUGGACUCCUGCAGGACCAUGGUCAACCUAAUGGAUAAAGAUGGCAGUGCCCGCUUAGGACUGGUGGAGUUUCAGAUUCUGUGGAAUAAAAUCAGAAAGUGGCUGGGGAUCUUCAGGCAGUUUGACCUUGACAAAUCAGGGACCAUGAGCUCUUAUGAGAUGCGCCUUGCUGUUGAAUCAGCAGGCUUCAUGCUGAACAAUAAACUGAACCAGAUCCUGGUGGCCCGAUAUGCAGAGAACGAGGUCAUCGACUUUGAUAACUUCAUUUGCUGUCUGGUCAAGCUGGAGGCCAUGUUCCGUUCCUUCCGAGAUUUGGACAGAGAUGGAACCGGGGAAGCGGAGAUGAACUUAACUGAGUGGCUGUUCAUGACCAUGUGUGGUUGAGCUGGACCAGCUCUUUGUGAGAAGAGGAACAAGCUAAACACAAAAUCCAGAGCUGCCUGCAAAGCCUAACAAGUCCCACGUAGUCUAACCUUACGUCCCCUCAGCACACCGCUGCCCAACCUCCCCUUGACCACCAGUUACCAUUCGUGCUGCAAACUCUGGUAGUUAACCAGGUAGAAGAGUUGGUUGCCAUCGUUCUGUUGGCUGUGUAUGUAAAUGGUAUAGGUGUGUGCUCACGCUCUCAGCCUGAAAAGCAAAUGAAUAUGAGAAAACAGAAACUUAAGAUUUACAAAAGAAAGGGAAGGUUCAGCACGUUUGAUAUUGCAGUGUCUUAAAGUUUGUUUGCAUGGUCAAGGUGAACACAGCAUACUGUGUUGUUUUAUUCUAUGCACUGUAAAUGCUGUUCUGCUGCAUUGUUGAUAAGUAGGACAUCUCUCUAGGAGGUACAGUAUGCAUAUUAAGUGUUUUAUUAAGCCAGGUUAAGAGCCUUAGUUUUUUUGUAUUAUCUGACACUAUUUUUUACCGGACACUGUGCAUUAACAAGACGUGCAUUUAGACACAACAAGAACAAUCAAAAGUUAUUAUUCACUUUGAGUAAUCCAACAGAGAUCAUUACCGCUGCUAAUUAUUUCAAGAUCUUGUCAGGAAUACAAAAGCAACCUUUUCAUUGCUUGUUGACCACUAGAUGGCAGCAGCUGCUCCUGCAGAGCCGUAUAGAUCUGUAUGUGGCUCUGAUCCUGCAGGUACAGUAGGCCUAUAAGCACUACUGAUCUUUCAUGGCUACUGAUUCUCUGUCUCCCCAGGGAGAGAACAAUUAUACAUGAUAGCUGCAUUCUUGCCAUGAAAGUUAUUACUGACUUUCCAUUAAAAUAAUACUAAUAUCAUAAGGUACAAGCUGAAUUGACAUCGGUUAUUACUGACUUUCCAUUAAAAUAAGACUAAUAUCAUGAGGUACAAGCUGAAUUGACAUCGGUUAUUACUGACUUUCCAUUAAAAUAAGACUAAUAUCAUGAGGUACAAGAUGAACUGACAUAAUCAUAAUUUGUUGUUUUAAAAUAAGCCUCAGCCACCACUGCAACUUACCUGAAUGUAACCAUUAAGACACAAUGGCAUUAAAGGAUCCAACUGACAACUCUUCAUGUAUUUUUGAAACAAACUCUGUGGCCACUGUUUUUCGUUUGUUUGUUUUGGUGUUGCACUUUUUUUUGUUGAGAAAUAAGAAAAUCACAAGAUACCUUCUCCAUUUGAAAAAAAGAUUUGAAGUCUUAACUGUCAACUGCUGUGGUGGGGCACAGUGUACUUCACACCAAA